UUUGCUCACGAAUUGGUUGUGGCUAGUUUGCAAAAUAGGCGCUCCUAAAUUGCUAGACAGAAAUUAAAUGUACGUCGCAAUUUCUCAAAUUAUGACUUAACAUCAUUUUUUUCUCAGAUAUGACAGCAGUAUUUCUUCAUGAGCUGGUGCACGAGGCAGCGCGUGCUCACGGUAAUAAAACAGCUGUCGAGUUCGAUAGCAGCAUUGCAGCGCGCGUAUGUUUGACAUAUGAUGAAGUUAUUUCCCUAGCAAACGAGUUAACUGGACACUUGCGCAUUCAUGUCCAGAAACAUGAUGGUAUCAUAGGGUUAUUCUGUCAUGCAGAUGUCCUGCUUCCCGCCUGGAUUCUUGGUAUUCUGCAGCUUCCUGCUGCAUAUGUGCCUCUUGAUCCUGCAUCACCACCUUUGUGCAACCUGAGAAUGAUAAACAAGUGCAGACUGAACUUCUGCUUGAUACAAAACGAAUUGCUUAAUCAAUUCCAGAGCGCAUUUUUCAACCUGCUGUCCCUGGAAAUAUGUCUCACAUUGUCCUCACAUAGGCUCACUUUAAUAAAAAUACAAAGUGAGCAGGACGCAAACAUUCGAACGACCGAUCAGCCGUCCAACGCCAAUGUUAUGACCAAAGACAUCCAACAGAGGGAGACUUUGGCUUAUGUUUUGCACACAUCUGGAACAACAGGGCUUCCAAAAAUAGUCAAGGUCCCACACAGGUGUAUUGUGCCUAAUAUUACACAUCUAAGAUCUGUUUUUAAGAUGACUGCAGAAGAUGUUGUAUUUCUAUCGUCUCCGUUAACCUUUGACCCCUCCGUGGUGGAGAUGUUUCUGGCCCUGUCCUCCGGAGCGUGUCUCCUAAUUGUCCCCUCUGCUGUUAAAAAGAUGCCACGCAGACUUGCAAAUGUGCUAUUUAAACGAAACACAACAACAGUCUUACAGGCCACUCCCACUCUUGUGAGGCGCUUUGGAAAGCGUGUCCUUCAGGAGGAGGUGCUUAGUGCUAAUUCAUCUCUGAGGUUAUUGGCUUUUGGAGGAGAGCCAUGUCCAUCUCUAAGUCUUCUCAAGAACUGGAGGCAAAAAGGCAAUGACACACAUAUCUGUAAUCUUUACGGUACCACAGAAGUUUCUUGCUGGGCAAGCUGGUACAAAGUCCCAGAUGAACAGCUGUGCUUGGAGAACAUAACUGAUGAAUUUGUGCCCCUUGGAGAGCCGAUGUUGGAUACCGUAUUGGAGGUGAGAGAUGAGAGAGGAUGUCUCGUCACUGAAGGAGAAGGACAACUGUUCAUUGGUGGUCAGGAGAGGGUGUGUCUGCUUGAUGAUGAAGAAACUGUAGUCAAGGGAACAAUGCGUGCUACUGGUGACUGGGUGCAGGUGCGUGAUUCCCAGUUGUAUUUCAUGGGCAGGAAGGAUCGGCUUAUUAAACGCUUUGGUCAGCGCGUACACCUAGAUGCCUUGCAGCAGAUCAUUGAGAAUUUGUCUCAGGUGGAGGCGUGUGCAGUGAGCCUGAGUGAGGGUGACAGGCUGCUGGCAUUUAUAGUGCUCGCAUCGGGUCAACCAGGAACCCUUUCAUCCUCUGAAUUUCCUCAUCAAAAACCUUUCCAACAUUCCUCACAGUCUUCUGAAGACCUCGCCACUGGCGACAUGUCAAAAAACUCCACCUCCCCCUCGCUCAGAGUUGUUGAAGAUGAGAUUCGCAAGAGGUUAUCACAGCUUUUGGCCAGUCACAGCAUUCCAGACAUGAUAUUCUUCAUCCCUGCUCUUCCACUCACCUCUCAUGGUAAAAUAGCCACUGAUGAGUUGAUGAGGAUGUGUGACACUCAAAAACAAGAUAUAAAUACAAAAAACAUACAGAAAGACAUUGAAUCUGUGAGAAUGAAGUUAAAGACGCUGUGGAAGGACUGUAUUGGCUUGCCGAAUGACGUGGUGGUUGAGGAAGAUGCACACUUCAUGUUAAGUGGAGGAGACUCCCUUCAGGCCCUGCGUCUCUGUGAUGAGAUCACUGUUGCCAUGGGGACAACCUCUGUGGGCCUGCUUGAGGUCAUAUUAGAUGGCUCUUUCUCAGAUGUGGUUAGCCACGUCAUGACAGAAACGCACAACAACGCAAUCCAGCCAUCAAAGAAGAGACUGCUGGAUGAUUCAGGCUCUAAAGUUUCACUCAAAAGACAACACAAGGAAAUAUCCACAGAGAAUGCUACAGAAAGCACAGAGGGUUUUGUAGUUCCCUCAGUGGGAAGGACUGUGGGAUUUGUAGUUGUGAGACGAGCUGGUGAGGUUACAGAUUGGGGUUGUAUUCAGAAAAUACAGGAGAAAAACUUCUCAGAUGCACUAGGAGCAAGCCAGAUCAAAUUUACAGUGACAAAUACUUCUGAAGACACUAAUGUGGGUUUAAUAUCUAAUCCUGCUAUUAAGAAGAUCACAGAGCGCCAUGUUCCUCAAGAAGUUACUGAGAUCUUACCCGUCACUAAGUGCACAGGUAUAGGUGAAGGUCCUUCCGAAUUCCUGCCGCUAAGCCUGCGGGUCCUCUGGAGCUCAGACACGGGCAGGUGUGUAGAUGCCUCUCCAGUGCUGCUGGUGGGUCCUGAUAGGACCACCGUGUUCAUUGGCUCUCACUCGCACAGACUGCAGGCUCUUGACUUGUCCAACGGAGAGGUCAUCUGGGAGCGUAUCCUCGGAGAUCGGCUUGAGUCUUCAGCUGCCGUCUCCAAAUGUGGAAGCCUUGUAGCAGUAGGCUGCUAUGACAGACAGAUAUAUUUCCUGGAUGUUUCCUGUGGGGACACUGUGUGGACGUUUGAAACAGGGGAUGUGGUGAAAAGUUCUCCUACUGUAGACCCUAAAUCUGGGCUGGUUUUCGCAGGGUCUCAUGAUGGCUUUGUUUAUGCAUUAGAGCCACUGGCUAAGACUUGUGUAUGGCAGCACUAUUGUGGAGGAGGUGCAGUGUUUUCAUCCCCUUGCAUCCACUUGUCUUUUAGACAGUUAUACUGUAGUACUUUGAGUGGGAAUCUCCACUGUCUUGAUCCAGACAGUGGAAAACUCUUGUGGACAUAUUCCAGCAGUGUCCCGUUUUUCUCUUCUCCUCGCUGCUCUGAUUCCUCUGUCUUCAUUGGUUCAGUAAAUGGAAAUAUUAUUGGAAUAAGCCAUUCUGGAGAUACGUUAUGGGAAUUCACCACUAAAGGACCAAUCUUCUCAUCACCGUGCGUUUCCUCUUGGACGUUUUGGACUGAUCAGCCGGUUUCUACAUCACCCAGUCCCACAGUCACAUGUGGGUCACAUGACGGUCAUGUGUACUGUAUAAAUACUGAUAAUGGAUCAUUACUGUGGCAGUUUCAGACCACAGGCAAGGUGUUUUCUACUCCAUUUGUGUUUGACGGCAAUCCGUGGAGUUUGAGGACAUUAGUGGCUGUGUGCUCCACUGAUGGAAAGGUGUGGAUUUUAGAUGGAGAAACCGGCACACUGAAGGCCACCUUGUCAUUGCCAGGCGAACUUUUCUCUUCUCCCGUCGUAUGGGGGCGCAAGUUAGUGGUGGGAUGUCGUAAUGACUAUGUCUACUGUCUAGAACUGACCAAAAAGUGAUUAAUCACAAGGAUGACCCCAUGUGCAACUGGAAGUAUAUCUGAAGUAUAUUUUUAUAUACAACUCCUAAAUCUGCCUAUUAAAAAAAUUACAUGGAUAUAUGUUCAGUAUGCAUUAUAUGUAUAUAUGUCCUGCAAAAUACAUAAAUGUAUUUAAAUGAUUAGUUCACUUCCAGAACAAAAAUUUCCUGU
Labeo rohita (rohu) is the source of this 3754-nucleotide messenger RNA. It is a transcript of the gene aasdh, whose product is annotated as aminoadipate-semialdehyde dehydrogenase. Gene Ontology annotation, biological process: amino acid activation for nonribosomal peptide biosynthetic process. The record is from RefSeq and is a predicted model, not a curated record. NCBI's taxonomy places the organism in Eukaryota, Metazoa, Chordata, Actinopteri, Cypriniformes, Cyprinidae. The coding region runs from base 120 to 3563 and encodes 1147 amino acids. Gene Ontology annotation, molecular function: protein binding. The transcript is spliced from 14 exons.